AUGGGAAAAUCUGGAGACCUAGGCCCUGAUGGAGAGCCUGGCUUCAAGGGCAGACAUGGAGCCCCUGGUGAGAGUGGACCUAAAGGCCAGAAGGGAGACCACGGCAAUGUGGGACUCACUGGACCUGAUGGUGUCUCAGGAGCUACAGGACCCAAUGGUGAAAAUGGAAUCAAUGGGGACAUUGGAGCUCCUGGUCCAAAAGGAUCUGCUGGGAAAUCUGGGCCUGCUGGAAACCAAGGGCCUGUGGGAAUUGGUGGAGAAAGUGGACUGACUGGGAUGAGAGGAACUCCUGGAAAACCAGGAGGAAGAGGUUUUAAAGGGAAAGAUGGCCCAAAAGGACAGUCUGGAACUGGAGGAGUAAAGGGCAACAUGGGGGAGAAAGGGAUGCAAGGUACAGAGGGACCUCGGGGUGAAAUGGGUGUGUCGGGAGCACGUGGCUACGCAGGACCUGUUGGCAUCCAGGGUAACAUUGGCAUGUGGGGUGAGAUGGGCACUCAGGGACCGCCUGGUGAUCAGGGUCCACCAGGUCUUGUUGGUCCACAAGGAGUCACCGGUUACCCUGGUAAAGAUGGCCCUCAGGGAGAGUUUGGGCCAGCUGGAACCAGAGGAGUGAAGGGAUCCUUGGGACCAAUGGGACAGGAUGGUGUUGCUGGUCUCGAUGGUGAGGAGGGUCCACCAGGACAAACUGGGUCCAUUGGACCAACUGGACAAAAAGGCUGGUUGGGUGAAAAGGGUCUCAGCGGGCCAGAUGGGUUGAGAGGGCCAAAGGGGACUGAAGGUGAAAAGGGGAGCCAAGGCCAUCACGGGUUGCCUGGUCCUCUCGGAAAACAGGGAGUCACUGGACCACGAGGGACCAGAGGUGAGCAAGGAGUCACAGGAAGGAAGGGAGAUUUAGGCCUCACCGGUCCACCUGGGAUGCCUGGAAGAUUUGGAACUGGGGGAGAAACCGGUCCUACAGGUGUCAAAGGCCAGACAGGUUUACAGGGUCGAAAGGGCCCAUUUGGUAACACUGGACCUGCUGGGCCUCCUGGUCCGACAACACCGGGUUCUCCUGGCCACAGAGGAGGUGAUGGGAAGCCUGGAAAAGCAGGAGGGAAGGGAAGUCGGGGUGAGAAGGGCUCAGCUGGUCUUCCUGGCAAUAAAGGUGACAUGGGCUUGAGAGGAGAGCGUGGUGUGAAAGGUGAAUCUGGUGCAAUGGGUUUAAAGGGUUCCGUGGGGAAGAAGGGUAUCGUUGGCAGCCCAGGGGCAAAAGGUCAUCCAGGGCCUGCUGGUCCUCCAGGUGUUCCAGGAAUUAGUGGUAUCAAGGGGUCAAAGGGAAGUGCAGCAAGUCCUGGGGUGAAGGGAAGCAAAGGAGAUCCCGGAGAAGCUGGACCAGAGGGUGCUGUAGGGAGAAAAGGGCCUCUGGGAAGAUCUGGAAAACAUGGCCUAAGAGGUUUGGAUGGAUUGCUCGGUGUAGAUGGUAACGAAGGAUAUCCGGGUGAUGGUGGCAACAACGGAGAUCCUGGUAAACCUGGCAAGCCUGGUAGGAUGGGAAAACCUGGGCCACCAGGGACCAGAGGAAUCAUGGGUGCAGCUGGAGCCAAGGGCAAAUCAGGGCCAGAAGGGAAAGCAGGACUUCUCGGACCAGUGGGUCCAAGAGGCGUACCAGGGCUAACAGGAGAGACAGGAGUGACUGGGACGACCGGAUUGUCGGGUUUUCCAGGGGAGGCUGGCGUAGUAGGACCGUUGGGGCCGCCUGGGCCGAAGGGAGAGCAAGGACAUGCAGGGAUGAAAGGAGAAAAGGGGCGUCAGGGAAAGCCAGGAUACGUUGGUCCCCGUGGUUCUCCUGGGCGGCAAGGAAUCCAAGGAAGCCCUGGGGAACGUGGAAAGAAGGGCCAAAAGGGUGUCCAAGGAAGUUCAGGAGCAAAAGGACUGAAGGGCAAGCAAGGAUUUCCAGGAAGUGUUGGUCCACCAGGCAGGACAAUAAAUGGUGAAAUGAAAGCCAAGAAGAGUUCAAAACCAAAAGUAAAGCCUAACGUCUCGAAGAACAGCCAAGCAAAGGCGAACCGUGUUAAAAGAUGGUCCAAAAACUAUGAAGAUUCCUUCAGCUGGCCACAGGGGACCAAGGAAGACCCUGCCACCUCCUGCUAUGAACUCGGACUCAUUCAUCCACAUCUCAGUGACGGUUUCUAUUACAUGGACCCCAACCAGGGUUGUCCCUAUGAUGCUUUGAGGGUCUUCUGCAACUUUACAGCAGGAGGUGCGACCUGUAUUGAGCCAUCACUGCCAAAGGUUGAAUUGCAGUGGAGAAGAACAAAGCAACAACCAGCAGAGCCCAUCGUCUGGUGGAGUCAGGGGAGUCCCAUGAAACAGUUUGAGUACGUGGGUGCAGAUGUGGUCCAGCUCAGGUUCAUGCGUUUAAGCAGCCUCACAUCCUACCAGCACAUCACUGUCAGCUGCACAAGCCAGUCGAAAACUGCUGCCGCAACCACUUUCCCUAAUGACUUUCUUUAUUUCCUGGGAGACUCUGGCACAGAGAUCCGCUCACAAUUGACUUCAGUGUCCAGAAAGGACUGUGAGGUGGAGGUUCUUGUUAAAGUGCGUGGAAGCACAGAGCUUCACCGUGGCGACAUGGAGCUGCUUCCCAUCAGAGAUGUGGGUGUCAAGGUUCUGUUUGAAUCCCUCCACCUCUUUGACUUAGCAGUGGAGCUCGGACCAGUCUGCUUCUUGUGAUGAAGGAUCACACCGCCUGUAAAUAGAAUGUUGUUUGCAUUUUAUACUUAUAGAAUCUUACAUGAAUUUUUUCACUUUAUUUAAUUAGCAGGGGAUGUUUUAGUUAAAGUCACCCUCUGUACUUGCCUGUAGCAAGUGGAGGAAACUGCCUCGUGAAGAUUAAGAUCAAGUACAAUCAUCGAAUAUCAAUACACGCUGAAAUUCCCAGCACGUAAUAUCGAAGUUAUGUAAAUGUCAUUGCACUUGUUUCAUGCGCUUGUGUAAAAUAAACGAUAACAUUUGUGUCAUGGAUGUUAA
Messenger RNA from Synchiropus splendidus (mandarinfish), 3009 nucleotides. RefSeq names its product collagen alpha-3(V) chain. The record is from RefSeq and is a predicted model, not a curated record. The transcript is spliced from 39 exons. NCBI's taxonomy places the organism in Eukaryota, Metazoa, Chordata, Actinopteri, Syngnathiformes, Callionymidae. Gene Ontology annotation, molecular function: extracellular matrix structural constituent. Bases 1 to 2712 code for a protein of 903 amino acids.